This is a messenger RNA of Microdochium trichocladiopsis, 811 nucleotides long. RefSeq lists its product as uncharacterized. The record is from RefSeq and is a predicted model, not a curated record. The transcript is spliced from 2 exons. Lineage: Eukaryota; Fungi; Ascomycota; Sordariomycetes; Xylariales; Microdochiaceae. Bases 49 to 522 code for a protein of 157 amino acids.
AAGUGCGGCAGUGGGUUGCGUUGCAAUUUGUGGAGAUAUUCCUGAGCCAUGAGUGUCACAUGCCUUUUAGUACUGACCUCCUACAACAAUUCUCCCUCGGGGCCAUCAACACUUGCAAGCAACCGCAACACAUCUCUUGAGAGGGAUAGACUGGGGGCUUUCCGAUCCGGAAGAAAAGCAUCGCGGGAUCAGCCCGUGGAGUGCAGCCUAUUCUCAGCCAUCAUACAAGAAAGGUACAAGACGAGGGUGACAACGAGGAGGAGGAGGAGGACAAUGUCUCUGUUUCAAUCAUUCAAGAACCUCAGCCCCCGCACACGCCUGCUCGUCGGCGCGGGCCUGUUCACCUGGGGCCUCGUGGGCCUGCAGUUUACCGACGCCGCGGGGGAGAAGCUGGGCAUCGCGGAGCCGACGGAGCGGGAUCGGGAGGAGCUCCGGGCGCUGGCGCCGAGGAUCAGGGUUGUUGACCAUUCUACUUCCUCGUCUGCCGGUGGUGGUGGUGGUGCUGGACCGGAAAGGAAGUGAGAAACCUUAGUUGAUGGUUCGCUCAUACCGGGCUGGGGGAAGAAGGGUUGAAGGCAUCUAGGGCGCAAGAGGGGGAGAAGCACGCAUGUUUUGUCGGCGAAAAUGUGACGAGUUUGUACGAAUACGAUCUGUGCUUUCUAGCCAGGACACAGGGGCAAAGCGGUGCCCCUUUCUCAUCAUUUCGGCAUCAAAACAUUCUCGGCGGCAGAUGGUGGGUUUGGCUCACACAGCGAGCAAUACACAGGACGCCAGUAUCUCACAUAAUGGGCGAGAAGCCCCCGUCUCUCCA